AUUCUCCACCCUUAGAUUGACAUUUCCAUGUUGACCUUGCACCCCUUCAUUUCUCUUUUAUAAACCUCUUCUCAUCAAUCUCCUCCUCUAAAAAAAAACACCACCCCCUCAUCUUCGUCCUCUCUCUCUAGCUUCAAGUGCUGGGUUUUGUUCUUCUUCUUCCUCGUCUUUCAUCAUGGCUGUGGAUCUAGUUAGGUAUUCAAAGAUGGAAGAUCAGAUGGCUAUACAAGAAGCUGCAUCAGCUGGGCUCGAGAGCAUGGAGCACUUGAUCUUUGCAUUCUCUAACCAAACUCGACAAAGCCACCAACUUGACUGCGGAGAAAUCACAAACUUCACCGUUGCUAAGUUCAAGCAAGUCAUCUCCAUGUUGAACCGGACCGGUCAUGCCCGUUUUCGCCGUGGACCAACUUCUUCUCCUUCUUCCUACCCGGUUCCCGUCCGACCUGUCCCUCAAGAGCCUCAAAAACUGAACCUUGAUUUUGUUAACAGUAAUAGCCCCCCUAAAGCUGAGUCGAAAAAUGACCUGUCUUUGGGUAGUCAGUAUUCAAAGGAUAGCCUUAGCUCUGGCACCACUACCUCAUCCUUCGUGUCUUCUGUUACAGCUGAUGGGAGUGUCUCUAAUGGGAAACAAGGUGGCUCUUCUCUUUUCGGAACUCAAGCGCGAUCUACCGGAAAACCACCUCUCUCAUCGACCCACCGCAAGAAAUGCCACGAUCAUGCCCUCUCCGCCAGAAAGAUCUCCUCCGGUGGAAGCUGUCAUUGCUCCAAAAGAAGGAAAUCAAGGGUUAAGAGGACAAUAAGGGUACCAGCCGUGAGUUCCAAGAUUGCCGAUAUACCAGCAGAUGAGUACUCAUGGAGAAAAUAUGGUCAAAAGCCAAUCAAGGGCUCACCAUACCCAAGAGGGUAUUACAAGUGUAGCAGUGUUAGAGGAUGUCCAGCAAGGAAGCAUGUGGAGCGUGCCGUAGAUGACUCGGCCAUGCUUAUCGUGACUUACGAGGGGGAGCACCGUCACUCACAUACUCCGUUGCCGGGAGACGUCACCGCGAGUGCUGCAAUGCGACACGUGUUUCACUCAACAUGAGAAAAGCUGAGAAGCCAAUGAUGGACACGUGGUGAAGGACGAUCCGUCUUAGACGGUAGCGAAAGGGCCCGGACUCUCUGGCCGUGACGGUGUCUCUGGGAAGAGUCAGAAAAGGGAAAGAAGGUCUGAUAGACUGUAAAACAAAAUUGAAAGAAGAAAUGAUGGGCCACAUGCAAGUGGCUUGGGGAUUUCAAAUCUUGUGUAAAAAAACAAAAAAGAUUAAUGUAGAAUAGAAAUUAAAAAGAACUAUUAUGAAAAUUCGUCGGUAUCAUUAAUUAAUUUAUGUUCUUUUUUAAA
Molecule: messenger RNA, 1378 nt
Organism: Populus trichocarpa (black cottonwood)
Lineage: Eukaryota; Viridiplantae; Streptophyta; Magnoliopsida; Malpighiales; Salicaceae
Product: probable WRKY transcription factor 11
Exons: 3
Coding region: 176-1081 (301 amino acids)
Biological process (GO): regulation of DNA-templated transcription
Molecular function (GO): sequence-specific DNA binding; DNA-binding transcription factor activity
Source: RefSeq, a predicted model, not a curated record